GAAACAUAAGCGUACCCGGAAGUGUGUUUAGCGAGGUUCAUCCGACAUAAAUGGAGUCCUAAGUUAGAUUUUUAACUUAUUGCUUUUUAGUCAGCUUUUGUCGAUUAUUAAUGUCUGUUUUCAAUACUUCUAGGGGAAUUUCUGUGAACUUUAAUGUUAGUUUUAAGUGUAGCGUCGUGAAAGCAGCUUAUGAAUACAGACUCUCGUUCCUGUGACUUUUGAAACAGUAGAUGCUUCACAGUGUAAAUCUGUAGAAACCCUGAAUGAUGAGUUUCAGCGCUCUGUCUCUGAGAACACUGCUCCUUCUGGGGGUCUGGCACACCGGAAGGAGGAGCUUCACCUCAGCUGCAGGCCUGACCGAGCCACCCAAGAGUAUAGCUGUGGUUGGAGCGGGAAUCGGUGGAACAGCAGCAGCGUUUUACCUCAGGCAGGAGUUCGGACCUGCUGUCAAGAUCGACGUGUUUGAACCCGACGCCGUCGGAGGCCGACUGGCAACGGUGAAGAUCGGGGAGUUCGAGUACGAGACCGGAGGCUCGGUGAUCCAUCCGCUGAACCUCCACAUGAAGCACUUCAUUGAAAAACUAGGUAUUCCUUCAAGAAAAAACCUCCCCUCUAAAAUGGCCAUUUUUGACGGAAAGGAGCUCGUGUUUGAAGAGAGCGACUGGUUUAUUGUUAACUUCUUUCGUAUGCUCUGGCGGUAUGGAUUCAGUUUUCUUCGAAUGCAGAUGUGGGUGGAGAGCGUUUUAGACAAAUUCAUGAGGGAGUUCUGUCAGUCUCUACGAGGUUAACUACGUUGGAGACUCGGGCUCGGCGCACUCUCUGUACGACAUCGUGGUCGUCGCGACGCCUCUUCAUCAGGGAAAGUCCGACAUCACGUUCUCAGGGUUUGCCCCUCCCAUCCCGUCUCACUACCCGGGCCUCUACCACCAGACGGUCGCCACUUUGGUCCACGGCAAGCUGAACGUGUCCUACCUGGGUACCUCCGAGCCGGCCUCCGACUUCACCGUGUCAGAGAUCCUCACCACGGACUCCAAGGGGUGUACCAUCAACAGCCUGGGCUGCCUCGACCCCGUGCACAUCCCCAAUGGCUACAGACGACCCUCCGCCGGCCACAGCGCAGUCUGGAAGGUGUUCUCCCCGCAGCCUCUGAGCCCGGAGCAGCUGCGGGAGAUGUUCCUCUCCUACGACUCCGUGUCCGAGGCCCGGUGGCUCGCCUACCCGACUUACCGCCCGCCGCACCGGAAGACCCCUCCUUUCAUCCUGCACGACCGGCUGUACUACCUCAACGCCGUGGAGUGGGCGGCCAGCGCCAUGGAGAUGAGCGCCAUCGCUGCCAGGAACGUGGCCCUGCUGGCGCACCACCGCUGGCACCAGCAGGUCACGAAGAUCGACCAGGAAGACCUGCACACCCGACUCAGAGGAGAACUCUGAAAAACAGAAAAGAAAGAAACUAGAGGGGCUUGUGAUCUGCACAAACGUCUAAUUUCUAACUAUUAAUUACCAUUCACUCAAAAUGAUGCUUAUAUUGAGGCGCUGUGCUCUCAGAUCACAGCAGAUUAGCUGCAGCAGUGCGACCAAAUUGAAAGCUUGCGCUGAGCUGAAGAGUUUAAACACUGUGAGUCAAGCUGCACUGAGGGGCAGACCCACAAGUCUCCCUGUUUCUGUGUGAGUCUGUUGGUUUUCUGUUUUACAGUCGAUCAAAUCUGCUUCUUUUGCUUUUUAGCCAGAUCUUUGCUCGUGGUCCACUAUUUACAAUAAGUCUCCAGUUCUGAUUAAAGCAUCUUCUAAUAGCUUUCCAGGCUGGCCUCUCAUCCGACUACUGAAAAUGAGUGUUUUUUUAGAAACAGGGUUUCUGCCUGAUCUUAAAGUCGAAAAAACGUCUAAAUUUUAGGCCUUAAAAAGUCUAAAAUUCACUAAAGUAUUGUGUUCACCAAAUCAUUUUUAAUAGGUCUUAAUUUUCUAAUGCCCAUGUAAUGCUACCUCAAAUAAUUAAUAAAAAGCUCCUGCGACACUUAUUUAUCGAUUGAAUAUGGUUAAAACUACAACCAGCCAAUCAGCUUUGUUGUUACUAGCUGUCGCUAACAUAUAGGAAAAAUGCUCAUUUAACAUUUAUCUUCAAAGGAAUGAGGUUAAAGCAUCCAUCCAGCUGGUGCUCAUACCCAGCAGUCACUGUGUGAGGGGUGGGCUACACCCUGGAUGGGUCUCCAGUCCAUCACAGGGACACACAAACUACAGACAAUUAGGAGUACUAAUUAAUCUUAAGAGGAAAACCAUACAUGCACAGAGACCUUCUUGCUGAUAGGCAAGAGCUCUACCAACUGAACCACAGCUGCCUAGGUUUAAAAGUUUCAUUUUGUAGUUUUCUGUCUUUAAUGAAGUUCUUAAUGGUCUUAAAUUUGUGUUGGUGAAACCUGAAGGAACCCUGUAGAAAUUGUGUGCAUUAAACAGCGAGGAAUAAGAUGUCUUGUUUUCUAAAUUUGUGUUAAUUUUCAGAUAUUUACUAAUCAAUAAUUGGGCGAUCCCAACCCACAUUCUGUGUAGAAUUUCAGCUUUGUGGAGAAAAAGAUGUGAUUGUGCCUUAAAAUGUGUCUUUAAUAAUUCCUAAAUGUUUUCUUUGCUCUAUUUUUUUUGUUUCACUUUUCAAGAACAAUUAAAAGCCAGACCACACUGAGUGUUUUAAAGUGUUUACAAUCACAAUAAAGUGAUAAAGAGUUCA
Molecule: messenger RNA, 2716 nt
Organism: Austrofundulus limnaeus
Lineage: Eukaryota; Metazoa; Chordata; Actinopteri; Cyprinodontiformes; Rivulidae
Gene: pcyox1
Product: prenylcysteine oxidase 1
Biological process (GO): prenylcysteine catabolic process; prenylated protein catabolic process
Molecular function (GO): prenylcysteine oxidase activity
Source: RefSeq, a predicted model, not a curated record